AUGGGGCAAAGCUCUUCCAAUAGCGCAGCGGAGUCUGCUGCUGCCUUCUCCGCGGCCGGAGAGUGGAAGAAGCACUUUAGAGUCCGUAGAAGACGGAGGAAAGAAGGCAAGAGCCCGGCCAAGCAACUGUCCGGCCCCCAGAGGAGGGAAGGGAGCUUACAGGAACCUGGGACUGGAAGCAGCAAGUCAGCAAGUGCAGCUCAGGACAGAGAGCAUCCUGAGAGCAACCUAGCAGCAAGUAGAGUGCAGAGUAUAGAGCAGCCUGAAGUAUUACGGGGAGGCUCAUCACUGGGCCCAGGACAGGUUACUGGGGGCAGUGUACAGCAUCUGGAUAUUGCCAGCAGCCUGACCCUAACCAGAGUGCAGAGUGGACCCCAUCCACAGUCACGUGGUGGGUCACCAGUGGGCACAGAGCAGGGCUUAGGGCAAGCUGAGCCAUUGGUAGAUAGCCUGCAGUCUGUCCCAUCUAGGUGUAGUUCCAGUGACUUGUCAUCCACUAAAGUUGUGCAAUCCCAUGACUCAGGGGACACAGCGCAUUAUAUACCUGAGAACACAAAGGGAAAGGCAUUCAUAGCCGCUCUUCACCCAUCGGAUCUACCUGGCGCACGAGACGGCACGCUGACACCGUGCCAAGGUACAGUGGCCAGCACACAAGCUGCUGCAGAUCUUGACAUGAGACUGGAUGGGCAGGGAACGCGGCACAGAAGGGAUAUGUCCUCGUGUGAUGCUGCCAAGUCCGCUAUGAUUGGCAAAGGGAGAGCAUGGGUUGAAGCCGAUGGAAAGACCAUCAUGGGGUCUUCCAAGGACACUCUUAAAAACGUGUUGGGGGACGCAGAGCACCUGGUAGAGAGCAUGGCGAACAGAGAUUGCAGGAGGGUGGAGGUGACCAGCAGAAUGGUAACUUUGGAAACCACGUCUUCGGAACACAGAGGGAACUUUUUUUCCGGGAGUGUAGAGAAGACGGUAACGCAUUCAGUGUUGAGUGUGAGUACUGUGGACCAAACGUCGAAAAAAUCUGGGACUGAAGUAGACGCACAUGGCAGACAGCUUGACAAAGCUCCCAAAGAAACAACAACUGGAUUAUUCCGCACUGAGGUCUUCUCGCACACAAACAAUAUCUUGGGGACCAAUAAAAAACUUGGAUCAAACUUCCAUCCCCAUCAUAGUCCCAUUGAGGAAUUGUGGAAUCGGGACUCUGGAAUUCCUGGCUUAAGGCUAACCAUCACCCCACCGGACGCAGAGAGCACCAGUGAAGCAGCUCAGACAGAUGAGUUAUGCAGAGACUCGUUGCAUAGAAGGGGCCCUCCUUUGCUUCUGGCCUCUGACACCCACAGUUACUCCAUCCCCCGACUUAUCGUCACUCGAGAUGCCAGCCCCAGGAGGGGUUUCUCACCUUCCUUGUCUCCCCAAUUCCAUGAAACAGGCUUUGUUCUAGAUGUUCCCUUCUCAGGGGAAGCAGAAUCCCCCGCCUCGGACAGUGGCUGUGGUGGGUCUCCUGUACCGUCUCUUUUCCUACGCAAGCUGUCCAGUUCCUCCGGUCUGUCGUCUGCUUCAUCGUUUGAAGAGUCCGAAGAUGACUUCAUUGGCAGCGAUGUAGAACCCAAUGGGUUACAACUACUUCUCUGCAAUCCUGACGAGCAAGGAGCAGCUAACACAUCCUGGAGGAAGCUGAAGAACAUGGUCCACUGGUCACCCUUCGUGGUAUCCUUCAAGAAGCAUUAUCCAUGGGUCCAGCUGGCUGGACAUGCAGGUAACUUCAAGGCCGGAGAAUACGGGAAGAUCCUGAAGAAGUUUUGCCAGUGUGAACAGCAGUGCCUGGAAUGGCUGAACCGGGACACACUGCGGCCUUUCGUCCCUGGAUACUACGGUGUGGUGGAGAAGGAGGGUGAGGCCUACAACCAGAUGGAAGACCUGCUCUCUGAGUUUGACUCCCCAUCCAUUAUGGACUGUAAAAUGGGUGUCAGAACGUAUUUGGAGGAGGAGCUGGUCAAGGCCCGGGAGAAGCCCAAGCUCCGGAAGGACAUGUAUGAAAAGAUGAUUGCAGUAGACCCUAGCGCACCGACAGAAGAGGAGCACAAGCAGAGGGCUGUCCUAAAACCCAGAUACAUGCAGUGGCGGGAGACGCUCAGCUCCACCGCUACCCUGGGCUUUAGGAUAGAGGGCAUCAAGAGAGCUGAUGGGACUUGUGACACAAACUUUAAGAAGACCAAACACAGAGAGCAGGUGAUGAGAGCAAUGGAGGACUUUGUAGACGGCAAUAAAAAUAUCCUGAGGAAUUAUUCGACAAGAUUGAAAGAACUGCGCACAGAGCUGGAAAGAUCGGAGUUUUUCAAGCAGCAUGAGGUUGUCGGGAGUUCUCUGCUCUUCGUCCACGAUGCCUCAGAACGGGCCAAGGUUUGGAUGAUCGACUUUGGGAAAACCUCUCGGCUACCGAACAAGCAGACACUAAAUCACCGGGUGCCUUGGCUGGAGGGUAAUCGGGAAGAUGGGUACCUGUGGGGGCUGGACAACCUCAUAAACAUUUUCUCUGAGAUGGUUCAGGACUGAAAUAACGAAACUGUACAGACUGGAGACCGGCUCUGGUGUGAGCACAAAACGACACCAGCACUCUGCCCAUUGGCAACGGAAAUACUGGCAUAAAA
Nanorana parkeri is the source of this 2642-nucleotide messenger RNA. RefSeq names its product inositol-trisphosphate 3-kinase C (gene ITPKC). Gene Ontology annotation, cellular component: cytoplasm; nucleus. The transcript has 7 exons. The record is from RefSeq and is a predicted model, not a curated record. Lineage: Eukaryota; Metazoa; Chordata; Amphibia; Anura; Dicroglossidae. Gene Ontology annotation, molecular function: inositol-1,4,5-trisphosphate 3-kinase activity; inositol tetrakisphosphate kinase activity. Gene Ontology annotation, biological process: inositol phosphate biosynthetic process. Bases 1 to 2547 code for a protein of 848 amino acids.